Messenger RNA from Cherax quadricarinatus, 741 nucleotides. RefSeq names its product Threonyl-carbamoyl synthesis 1 (gene Tcs1). NCBI's taxonomy places the organism in Eukaryota, Metazoa, Arthropoda, Malacostraca, Decapoda, Parastacidae. Gene Ontology annotation, cellular component: cytoplasm. Gene Ontology annotation, biological process: regulation of translational fidelity. The record is from RefSeq and is a predicted model, not a curated record. Gene Ontology annotation, molecular function: tRNA binding; double-stranded RNA binding; nucleotidyltransferase activity.
AUGAAAAUUUUUACCUUAUUUUUGCAAUUGGCCAAAUCAUUGGGCACUGCAGCAGCAGAGGCUGCACCUAAUGGUCUUUCGAUGAGCAAUGUAACUCGUUUAUGGGAAGGGCCUUCCUUAGCCACUCAUGCUGAGAAAGCUUCAGCUGCAUUGCUUUCUGGCCAUGUUAUUGCAGUGCCAACUGAUACACUGUAUGGGAUUGCUGCAUUAGCUCAGAACAAUACAGCUAUAGAAAGAAUUUAUGAAAUCAAAAGGCGUAGUUCAACCAAACCACUAGCUAUUUGUGUAUCGACAGUGGAAGACAUUUAUCUCUGGGGCAAAGUAACUGUACCACAUUCAUUACUUACUUCAUUGCUACCAGGGCCAGUUACAUUGGUAUUUCAGCGCACAAAACAACUUAAUUUGGCAUUUAAUCCUGGUACUGAUUUAGUUGGUAUUCGUAUUCCCAAUGAGGAUUUUAUAAGAGCUGUAGCCAGAUGCUGUAGCUCUCCCUUAGCUUUAACAAGUGCAAAUAUCAGUAGUAAAGCUAGCCCUGUGUGUGUGGAAGAGUUCAGUGAGCUCUGGAGUAAGCUUCAUGCUGUGUUUGACAGUGGCCAUCUUGGUGAGCACUUGGAAAGUCGAGAAGGAUCAACAAUUGUUGAUCUCUCACAGCCAGGCACAUAUAGACUUAUUCGAAGAGGAAUUGCCUAUGAACAGACUUCAAAAAUUCUCCAGAGUUAUGACCUUUGUUUAACUGAUUAA